Molecule: messenger RNA, 6257 nt
Organism: Pieris brassicae (large cabbage white)
Lineage: Eukaryota; Metazoa; Arthropoda; Insecta; Lepidoptera; Pieridae
Gene: Vav
Product: protein vav
Exons: 16
Coding region: 142-2559 (805 amino acids)
Biological process (GO): regulation of GTPase activity; cell migration
Cellular component (GO): cytoplasm
Molecular function (GO): guanyl-nucleotide exchange factor activity; protein binding
Source: RefSeq, a predicted model, not a curated record
GCGUUAUGGUAGGAGUUAUGUUUGUUGUAUCAAUUUGUGUGUCAAUUAUUAAUUAACCCUUGUUAAAAUGGCCUGUUGAUUAUUAAAAAGCAGAGCUUAGUUCAGAAACAAUCGAUGUUAAGUGCAUUUAGUGUGUGAAUCAUGGCAACUGGUGGCGAGGAUCUAUGGCGCGAGUGCGCGGGUUGGCUUACUAGAUGUGGAUUAUUACGGCCUGACCAUAAGGCGAAUUGGGAUACGAGCACUAUACAUGAUUUGGCUUAUACUUUGCGUGAUGGUGUCUUGCUAUGUAACCUUCUGAAUGUCCUGCACUCUGGCUGUAUAGACAUGAAGGACGUUAACCAGCGCCCCCAGAUGGCCCAGUUUCUGUGCAUGAGAAACAUAAAGGUAUUCCUAAGGACGUGCCACGAAGUUUUUGAAUUACGUGAGACGGAUCUGUUUGACCCAUCCAUGCUAUUUGAUCUCUCAAACUUCCACCGAGUACUCUGCACUCUUGCCAAACUCAGUCAGUGUCCAAAGGCCUUGGCUAAAAGUAUAAAACCAUUCUCGGCAAACAGAACACAAUCAGAAGAGGAUAUUUAUAAAGAUCUACAAUCUGUUGCGAACCAAUCCCUGGAUAUUCCGCCCUCGUACGAGACGGUCCAACCGCAGGCUUCGGAGGUGCCCUGGGUACAAUUCACCAUACCCAGCAGUAAUUGUGAAGAGAGGGUUGAGGAGAUAUAUGAGGAUCUAUGUUAUGUCAAGUUGAACUCGGAAGUACCUGAGCUAGCGUCGUCCUCGCACAGUUUAGAGAAACGGGAUUAUGUUAUACGCGAGUUGGUUGAUACUGAGUGCAAUUAUGUGGACGUGUUGAGCAAAAUAAUUAAGUAUUUCCUGAGACCACUUAUGCCGUACUUGAAGCCGCAAGAUAUGCAAGUAAUAUUCUUCGGCGUUAAGGAUCUACACGAAAUUCACACAGGCCUUCUCCGUCAACUGCGUUUGGCCACGGAAAUGUGUGUGCCAGGCAGUGGUGCGCCGAGGCUUGCUGAUGUUUUCCUUGCGUGGCGGGAAAAGUUGCUGCUAUAUGGGGAUUAUUGCUCAAAUCUCACAACGGCGCAGGAUACCCUGAAAACGCUGGAUUCCAGGGACGGGACGUUUAGCAAACAACUUGCAAAAUGUCAAAAAGAACACAGCGACGGUCGUAUACAGUUACGAGAUAUAUUGUCAGUGCCGAUGCAGAGGAUACUCAAGUACCAUCUGCUUUUGGACAAACUUGUGCAGGAGACACAGCCGAAUCACGAAGAAUUCCGUGGACUAGAACGAGCGAAGGAAGCAAUGGUAGACGUUGCACAAUACAUCAACGAGGUGAAGAGAGAUAGCGAAGUGCUUGCUUUGUUGGCUAAAGUUCAGGAGAGUAUAAUAGACUGGGACGGAGCGGAGCUAGGGGCGGGUGGAGCGUUACUAGCGGCGUACGGACGAUUAUUAUUAGACGGAGAACUCAAGGUCAAGGCGCACGAAGACCAGAAGCAGCGACUGCGAUAUGUCUUUGUGUUCGAUAAGCUUAUGCUCCUGUGUAAGCCCGUUAAGGAAAAUCAAUACUCAUACCGCGUAGGUAUACGAUUAGCUGAAUACCGUGUUGAGGAAGGCUGUGGGCGAAGAACUUUACGGACUGAUUCGCGAUGGGCCUCGCAGUUUUAUCUUGUACGUCGGACAAAGGAAACGACGUUUACAUUAUACGCUAGAACGGAUGAAUGUCGACGGAAAUGGCUGAAGACGAUACAGGAUGCUAUUGACAACUUAGAACCUCCGGGAUGUCGAAAUACAAAUCACAAGUUUGUCCUUCACACAUUUGAAAAACCAGCCACUUGUCACCAUUGCUCCAAGUUUCUUAAGGGCCGAAUAUUUCAGGGUUACCAGUGUUCCGUAUGCAGCGCAUGCGCACACAAGGAUUGUAUCGCGUUAUCUGGGCGAUGCGGCGGAGGCCUGUCGGUGGCGCCACCUCUGCCGCCGCACAGCCAACAGCCCGAUCACGCCUUGCAUUAUUACAUGUGGUACGUGGGCGAAAUGGGUCGAGAGACAGCCACAGACCGCCUUGAGCGCCGCGUGGACGGGACCUUUCUUCUUCGAGUCAGGCCUAGAGCACCGCCACACCCUUCCAACGACACGCAUUAUGCCCUCUCACUCAAGGCUGACAACACAGUGAAACACAUGCGCGUCUGUCGAAAGCCAAUAGACCAGGUACCGCACUACUUCCUCUCCGAGUCAAGAUUCUUCCGGAGCGUUGUUGAACUCGUCACUUAUUAUGAACGGGUUAGUCUCGCUGAGAACUUCGUAGGAUUAGAUUCUAGUCUGAAAUGGCCAUUCCGUCGGGUUGUCGCCACAGUCAUCCACGACUUCCGUCCCUUGGAGUCGAGUCAACUGUCACUGCGGCCCGGGGCCAAGGUUCUGGUUCUGAGUAAAGAGGGAGACAGCCGCGGAUGGUGGAAAGGAAGGAUACUAGACAAGGUAGGUGACAACCGUUCAGGCUACUUCCCAAAGGACUGCGUGCUAGAGGAGCCCGAGUGUAUCGGCGCACUUGACUGAUGUCACUUGUGCGUCGCAGCGCGACGACACACCCUUGACAAUCUCAUCGAGGACCUGGUCUGAGGUCUGUAUUUUAAGACAUCUCAAGUUCUCACUUGAGUUUUGCCGGGUGCUGAGGAUAGUCUAGUCACGAGGGAAUUGAGAUCGCCUCAUACAAAGGGGAAUAGUGCUGCGGGGCCAAAUCCAAUCGAUUUGGACUUUUAAGGCUGAAGACAUACAUGACACAUCAAAAUUAUUUUAAAAUAUUACCAUAUAGCAAUUGAAUAUUUUUUUAAUAUGUAACAGAAAUUUUGUGAAUCGUUUGAAUUUAUUUCUAAAUGAUUUGUAUACAAACAUACAAAUCUAUUUAAAACUUUCUGUAUACGCGAAUCUAUGUGGUCCUAAUCGGUAUUUGUGACAAAAAGGCUAAUCCAGCUAUAAUGACGUUGAAAUGACGAUUUUACAGUUCACCAACUGUCACAUAUAAAGGAACGUCACUGUAUAAAAAAGUCAAUUUCAACGAUUUUGUCCGACCGGCUAUUUACUGAUUGUCGCUAUUUUAGAUUUGUUUCUAUCCUAAGUACCAACUAGAUUAGCAAAAUAAACAGAAAGGUGACAAAUAAUAAUAAAAAAUAAAAUAAGUUUUCAUUUAGUUCACAAGAUCUUAGUAGAAAUUGGGAUUUUUUUUAAUACAUCAAUUCUUAGUUUGGCAAUAAUUUGGGCUUCUACGAUAACCACAAAAUUAUAUCGUUUUGGUAUUUAACUAGCUUUAAUUGUAAUUGGCAUUGAAAUGUAAACCCCUUUGAUAGUCAGGAAGAGAAAAUAUUAUUUACUUAAAACAACCAUUUCCAGUAUAUAACUAUUUAAAAUCUUAGUAAAUCCUUGUUAAUAAUUAAUUAGUUAAAUAAUACUCGUAAAUUUGAAUACAUAAGUGAUGUUAUGUGUCUUAUAUGUGAAGUUGUGAAUAGCGGGUGAAAUGCUUUAAGUGUAGAUAUAAAGUAAGUAGUUAUAAGACGACAUACAGCUCUCUCACUCAUUUGACAGUUUUUACGGUAGAAAGGGACAAACGUAUUUUUUUGAGUAUAAAUCGAAAAUUUAUGGCCGUAACUAUAGCCUAAUAUUAAUUUUAAGACGUGUCAAUAUAAGAGAUUUCGAUAAUCCAUACACAUUUUAAGUGAGAGAGAAUUUAUGGAAUUAUCAAAGUAAUCGUAAUACAUAAAUUAAUAAUGUAUGGCGACCCAUAUUACAAAACCAUUCGCCUGAACUCAUUAUAAUAUAUACUAAAAAUUCUUGCAUUGUCAUGCUUAAUAGUUUUCAUAAGAGAAGAAAUAAUAUUCUCAUAGUAGAAAUAUUUUCUAUUCAUGUUAAUAGAGUUUACAAUUUGUAUGUUAGAAUCAAAUAUCACUGUUAUUGCGUGAUGAAAUAGUUUAUAAUACAAAUAUUUAUGGUAGAUGACAUAUCGGCACUGAACCAAUUAAAAUCAAUUUUCGUAUCCAACUAAUGAUUGUUCGUAGGCACUUUCAGAGGCUCAAUUUAUCAUUAAUAAAACCUUUAUGGUAUUUUUUGUCUAUGGACGUUAGUUGGAUAUGAAAAUUUUCACUAUUGCUAUACCAUUAAGCUAACAGUAGAUAGUAGAGGCAUUCGUCCAAUAAUAAAUGUAGCUGUUUAAUAAAUGUUUCACGUACCAGUUGUUAGAGUAUUUUUAUGAAAUCGUUGAUCAUAAUUGAAAAAAAACAUAUAAAAUGUUGUUGUCUUUGAUAUUCUACUUCAAAAUGAGUGUUGAACGGUUUAAGGUCUCAAUUGUUGUCUUUGGCGCACUUCUCUUGGUGCAAAAUCUAGAAUUUGUCUAUUGUAUAGAAUCAUAUUUAAAAUUAUGACACCUUUCUCCAUCGUAUAAACAAAUUUGUAAUCGUAUUUUAUUUUAUUUUUGAAGGCGUUGGGUAGUAUACGUAUGUGUGCGUACGAAUUAUGAAAGGCCGGCAACGCACCAGCUAAUGGGUGUCCAUAGGCUGCGGUAACUAUGGCUGUUUUAGACUGAGCCAGAAGCGUUUGGUACAGAUUACAUAUGUCUUUUAAUAACUUAAUUUGUCUGUAUUAGUUUUUAAAUAAAUAGGCUAUGAAGUUAAUUCAACACACUUGUUGAAAGCAAACUAGGAAUUGCUUGCACAAUUUAAAUCCUGAAAAAAAUCAAUGUGCUCAAUUUUUUGCUUUUAUUAAUCUUGUUUACGCAAUAUUUUGCAAAUGUUUCAUAUUAAUGUGGGAAUAGUGAGAUAGAAGUGCCAAAGUGUUAAUUGUCAACUGUCAAUACAAAAUUUUACUCAUGUCAGUCACAUUUUUUAAAUCUAGGUGACUUAUGACACAUGUACCAAUGCAAAUAAUGCAAUUCACAGUCUUUAAUUAUAAAUGUCUAGAAACUUUUUUAUACGUUUUCCUAGCGGUGACGAAUUUGACAAUGUUGUAAUCUAAUUGUUCAAAGAACAGUUUUUAGACUUUCUUUAAUAUAUUAUGCAGUAAUUUUAUGUAGUCAUUGGACUCGGGCUGCCCUCGUCUGGUGGAAACUUGUUUUUUAGUUAUCUGAGCUCAUAUUACAAAUAAAAUCCCACCAAUAUUAAUGUGUAUUCACAUUCCAAUUAUUAUUAACAGAUAGACACAUUUAUUUAUAACUUUUUGUAAAUAGCAAUUUUAGUACAAAUUGUAUUUUUUUUAUUUUUGUGCAAAUUUUUCUCGAAUAUUUCUGGUGUUUCUAAUGAAAUUUCCAUUUCGUUGUAUUUAUUUGUGCGUGUUAUUUUUUAUUAAUGUCAUACUGUGUGCUAGUUGAAUCGAAAUAUAUUUUUCAUUAAAAUAUGUAGAAUUCAAAUUACAUUAAGUAUAGUAGAAAUAUAUUUUUGCAAUAAGGUGAAAUGCAGCUUAUUUAUUAACUAUUUUAAACAGAGUAUAUAGUCCCGCAUACAUUGUAAUUUUGACAAUAGCAAGUGGUAAUGAGAAUAUUCAGUAUAACAAAUAUUUUUGUAAUGUUUCUUUGUACAUAACAUCAAAGUAUAUCAUACUUAAAAUAACGAUUAUAUUUCUAUUAUUGCUUUUAUACUUAUUUUCUAUAUUUUGACAAUUUAGACAUUGAUUAUGAAAAUAAUCUAUGGCAAAUAACUUGCCAUACUAAUUACGAUUUAAAAGUAAAUUAAUAUGUCAAAGUUGUAAAAUGUCUAUUGUCAAGUGAGCUUUGCUUCUAUUUGUAUGAAAUAUAUGUUUGUAGUAUUUCAUUUAAUUAACCUAAAAAAUAAAUUUAUAAUUAAUAUGACAUCUCAUGUACUAAUGAAAAUAUGUAUUGGAUUAGCUUAUACGAAUUUAUGUAGUGUUGUGGAUUAAAUGGUUUUUAAAUGUUCAAAUUACUUUAGUUUGCGAAUGUUGGUGCUAUUUAAUUUUGUGUUCAAGGCUUUUUAUGUUACGUGCUGCCAUAAGCCUCAAAAUAAUAUCGUAAGAAAAUAUAGCAAUUACACAAAUAAGGCUAAACAAAAAACUUUACGUAUUUGACACUGGGCGAUUUUUUCAUUCUCAAUCUUUUUGACAUAAUAUUUUCUGAGGUUUAUGGCAACCCAAACGCACUGGUACAGACGUAGUGUUAAAAUAUUUUGAUAUUAUUUAUGUCUGUAAAUAUAUAGUAAAUGCAUAUCUCAUUAUGUAGUUAGGAUAUCUAAAAUAUAAAUAAAUGGUUGGAAAUGGAA